This is a messenger RNA of Neopelma chrysocephalum (saffron-crested tyrant-manakin), 4828 nucleotides long. It is a transcript of the gene F3, whose product is annotated as coagulation factor III, tissue factor. Gene Ontology annotation, cellular component: membrane. The coding region runs from base 3394 to 4257 and encodes 287 amino acids. The transcript has 8 exons. Lineage: Eukaryota; Metazoa; Chordata; Aves; Passeriformes; Pipridae. Gene Ontology annotation, molecular function: protein binding. The record is from RefSeq and is a predicted model, not a curated record. Gene Ontology annotation, biological process: blood coagulation.
AAUUCUCACCUGUCAUUACUCACUGUGGUAAGGGGAAAGAAAUGUGGGGAAGAACACACACACUGAUUGCUAAUGUUUGCUGUCCUUCCCAAUGGCUCAACGAAUUAAUUCUCUAGCUGUCACACCUCAUACCUGAACCUCUCCAGGGAUGGAAACACCUUUGUCAGACUGCCCCCAUUUUCUGUGGUUUGUGCAUAUUAACUGAGGGACUUCGAGUUGGCCAUACUGUUAGUUACCAGUGCCAUCCAACCUUUGAUGUUCUCAGGGUACAGACCACAUAAUAACAGCUGCUGAGAUACCCUCUGUUACAGUAGUUACUGUGUAUACAUUUUCCUCCUAAAACAAAAUUAAUUGAGUAAUGAUUUUUGUGGCUGAUUCAGCCUUUUAUUCUGUUCAUGAAAUUAUAACGACUGGUUUUUUUUAAUGUCCUAUUUUUCAACCAAUACAUAUUUUUCAAACUUUUUUUUCCUCUUUGUUGAUGACCAGGUCUAAACCCAACUUGUCUGUUCAGCUGUGGCUGUUAUUUACUGAUGAUAAGAGUCUGAAAACUUUUAUGAAACAAAUACUAGAUGGACAGUUUCAUAAUAGACAUUCCAUACUGGUAAACUGAAAUGUUCAAGUGUUCUUGCAUGCAAAAUGGAUGCAACAAAUUGAUUAAUUUAUAAUCUCAGCUUGCUGAAAAUAAAAAAGCAUAUGCAUUACUUGUUCUGUGCUUUUUUAAAUCUAACUGGUAUAUUGGUAGCAGCACAAAUUAGCGUGUAAUUGUUAAUAUACUGCAUAUAGUUAGUAACACUGAGGAUAUAAUUGCCUGAAUUGUCUGUGUUUAAACAGUGAUGACAAAAUUAUAUCAGAGCCUGUUAAAUACAACCAUAUUAAUAGUUUAAAAUUAUAGUUGAAUGACUGACAGUUAAAACUAUAUUAAACCUAACCAUUGGUGCCUGAUCUAUUAGGACUCAGGCCUACCAACUUGCCAGCAUCUUUUCCAGGGAUAUACAGGCCUGUUUACCAGUAUGCUGGGACCACGCAUUUAACCUGAAAGUAAUAGGAUACAGGUCACCUGUGAGGAUACAGGUGACCAGAUAUUUUUAGUUUCAGGGCAUUCCUGAAAGCAAACAUAAUGAACAAGCUGGUAAUCAGUUGGCUACAUGGCCAUGGUCACCAUGUAUAAUUCUCUAAACUGACAAGGAAAUUGUGAAUUUUCAAGUAUGAAUGUGAACAGCCCAAAGGGCAGUAAGGAGGAGUGGAUUUAUGAGCAGACAAUGCAAAACUAUCUGUCUAUGUUUUGAUUCAUAGACAUGAGUGGGCCAGGCACAAUGAGAGAUGGGCAGUCAUAACUUCAUUUCAUUCUUCUGAAAGGAAGUAAUAUAAUGAGGACAGAAAAUAGAAUAUGCAACACAUUCUUUCUUUUGUCUCUAAUGUACUCCUGUGAUUUACUUCAUCUUUUUUUUUUAGCCUGUUACACCAAAGUUGGAAAAGAGAAAACAAAGGAAAAGUAGAUAAAGGAGUAAUGAAUGAUAGAAACUGCCUUACUCAGAUUCACAGCCCCAUCAAAUGGGGCUUGCACAGUUCAGUGGUCUAAAUUGGGGUAGCUCUGUAAUUACAGCCUAUUGGACAGACAGAAAAUGUCUCUGGAACUGCCAGGCUGGAUUUUUUACAAGAAUUAAAAUUGUUUUUGUAAUAAGAGAUGAAGUGGACAAAUAUACAGUAAAGUCUAUUGAAAAUAAACCUUGUGUGUGUAGGCCUAUACUUCCAGUUGAACUCUAGGCUGGCAGGAACCAGCCUGUUACUGAGAGGCACCACUGCACAACAGCAGGACAUCAGAAGGCAAUAAGCAAAAUGACUACAAAAAAGAUUAUUCCUCUGUCCACUGCACAUAUGCACAGCAGUGCAUGCAGUUAGCAGAGCUGUCAGUGCUUCCUGGCAAACACAGACUGCCUACAGGCUCCUAGAGGCUCAAAAGUCACAUUAUAUCUAUACCCUCUGUACUUUCCAUUAGUAUGUGUAGAACAGCUAAGCUGUAGUACUGUAAAGUAAUAAUACUGUGCUUACCCAAACAAUUAGAACUUACUUAUCUUCCCUUGAAAUACCAAAUAGUAGUGGUUUAUAUAAUGGCUUUUCCUCAACGCAGUCAAGCAGCCACCUUACCAGAAAAGGCAGCAAACACCAAUCUAGACUAAAUAGUAUGUUCAUCCAUGCAAUGAUGGGGCACAGCAUUAAGACAAAUGUUUUCCCUGCUGCAAAGGUCCUUAUGAGGCAGAGAAAGGGCCCCAGAAUAUAUUCCAGGACCUGACUUUGCCUCUCUGGAACAGAACAGAAAGAUUCCUCAUGUUCCAGCUCCUCCAAGCCAUGGUGCUUUGAAAAUAUAGCAUCUGGUCCAAAAUCUAGUAAACUUGGAUAUUCUAACUGAACAUACAUUUCACAAACUGUAUAAAAAGAAUCUGCUGUGCUAAUUGUUCUGCUCUAAGGCUUUAAGGGAAUGCCAAACAUGAACAGUUGAGUCUGGACCAAUUUUGACUGAGGCGUUCUGAUCAAGGUUUUGGCACUUUUGCAGGAUAUGUGUUUGAUAGUCAAAAUGUUGAUCUGUCAUUAUCCUGUGGAUUAUUCAUUGGCCGUUGAAUUAGACUAGUAAUCUUUUCCUUUCCCAUUCUACUAUUUACUGUUACAGUGCUAUUCCAUUUCCAGAAUUGUCAGUUAACAUCUUAAUCCGUCUGUCAGCUAGUUACUGACUGAUUUAGGAAACAGUGUAAAAAUGCCUGAAGUGAAUGGGGCUGAAAAUCUGCAAAUAAUGCAGGAAGGAGCUAUGCAGUAUCUUCAUGUUACAAAAUAUUUACUUAACAACCAUCUUGAAAGUGUAUUCUUUAGGAAACAGCUACUCCAAACAGCCUUCCCUGGUCAUGGCUUAAAAUUAAAACAAAACAAAUUAAAACCAUAAAAGUGGAAACAAGCCAUGCCAUUAACUCUCCUUCGUUUAUACUAUACAGGGUCCAGCCUUGUUCAAUUUAAUGCAAGUGUUUAUUCCUCUGGAAAGAUGGACUUGGCACAACUGCCAAGAAUAACAACUUGAUGAAUGAUGAUUAGCAGUAAAUACAAAAUGUUUAUCUCAUGUUAUGUAUGGAGCCAUGAAGAAGUCAUGACAAUACUGAGUCGUUGACUUUACUAACUUAAACAGACAUAGAAGAUGUCUCAGAUGGAGGAGGUGUUGCUGUGGAGAAGAUGAAAUAACGAACUUAAGAUGCAGCCUCUUUUCAGACAUACACUAAGGAUGAUCGUAACCAUGAUCUGCUUUGCCAUUUGCAGGACACUGCUAUCUGAACACACUGUGGGAAGCGAGGCUUGAGGAACCAUAUUCAGCUUCUCACCAUUCAUUCUGGGAUGUGAUGAUAAAAGAAGGAAAUGAGAAAUGGAAAUUCUGGCACUGAAAGGCAAGCUCAGAGUAGACUGAGAGGGAAGUAUCUGUAUAUCCUGACUAUUGAAGGCUAUGCAGCACUACCGACAGCAGUCAAUAUAACUUGGUCUUCAAUCAAUUUUAAAACUAUACUACAAUGGCAGCCAAAACCAUCAGGUUACUUAUAUACUGUAGAAAUACAUGGACAGACAUCUGACAUUAAAAAAAAAUGCAUACGGACAACAGAAACAGAGUGUGAUGUUACUGAUGCGCUCAAGGAUGUAAAAGAGACCUACGUAGCCCACAUACUGUCUGUAAUGCCCGCAGGGAUGGAUAACUUUGAAGAACCACCUUAUGCACUUUCUGAAAAAUUUACCCCUUAUAGUCAGACUGUUAUUGGAAAACCAGAGAUAAAGAAUUAUACACAAAAAGGUUCGGAACUGAACAUCGUGAUCAAAGAUCCACUUACACCAUAUACGUUUCCUAAUGGAAGCUUUCAAAGUAUUCGAGAUAUUUUCCAACAUGACCUGGAAUACAAACUGUAUUACUGGAAAGAUCAAAGUUCUGGAAAGAAAGAUACAACAACAAAAAGCCAUACAUUUGAAGUAAGCGUUGAGAGCACAAAGAACUAUUGCUUCUAUGUCCAGGGAUUCGUUCCGUCCCGCAGAGAAAACCGUAAUGGUCAAACCAGCGUGAUGCACUGCACCACUGCAGAAAGGGGCAUCUUCGACGAAUAUGGAGCAGAAGUCUUUAUCAUCAUAGCAGUGAUUGCAAUUGCAGUCAUCACUCUUGCCAUUGUCCUACCAGUGAUUCUGUGUAAACGCAAGAAAGCAAGAGCUGUGAGAGAAAAGCAACCACUGAAUGACGUCUAAGGAAAAAGUAUUGUGGACACUAAUGGCAGCACCAAGGCAAAAAACCCACCACAACAAAAAACCAUAAAUUGGAUAAUUGAGUGGAGCUUUUUAGGCUCUCUGAAACAGGAAUUUUGAAGCCCAAAUUUUAUUGGAUGGAGGCUGGAGGAGCAUUCUGGUGAUCUGAUACAAUCAUAGAAUUGUACAAUAUGCUGAGUUGGAAGUGACCCACAAGGAUCAUCAAGUUCAACUCCUGGCCCUGUGUAGGAUACACAGUGUGCCUGAGAACGUUGUCCAAACACUUCUUGAACUCAGACAGGCUUAGUGCUGUGACCACUUCCUUGGGGAGCCUGUUGCAGUGCCCAAUCACUCUCUGUGUGAAAAACCACCUGCUAAUAUCCAACCUAAACCUCCCUGAUUUGGCUUCAUGCCAUUUUCUCGAGUUCUGCCACUGGAAACGAGAGUGAAGAGUCAAUGUCUGUCCUCUGCUUCCCCUCAUGAAGAUGCUGAAGAUGGCAAAGAGGUCUCCCCUCGGUCUCUUCUUAUCCAGGCUGAACAGACCACGUGACCUCAGCUGCUCCUCAUAUGGCUU